UUAUCUCAAAUUCAUUUAAUUAAUACCUGCGACAACCCGCCAUGCUUCAACACCCAUAUCCGGUUAUUUUGCUUUAAUGGAUAUGGAUUCAUGAUUUUAUCCUUUUCCAGAACUGCACCGAACAUUAACCCGUUUGACACCUCGGGUCGUUGCCCGACACGAUGCCAGGGAAACCUUGCCACGCGCCAGUUAAACUUCAUGCUCUUUCUAUUUCUCACUUCACUACAUGUACAAUACCAACUUUUAGUGCAAGUAAGCAAAGCCAAGCUAUGGACGAAGAAUUCUCACUGGAGGAUCCUACUCCUUUACUUGAAUCCGCCUCUGAUUUCGCUUAUUUUCCCGGUGUUCAAAAUGAUGCCGUUGUUAAGGACUUUCUUGAUCGUUUUCCCCUUCCUCUCAUUAUCAGUUCUUUACAAACAAAAACAGAUGUGCCUGGUUUGGAGAAGACUCUGGUUGCUUGUCUAGAAAGAAUAUUUAAGACAAAGUAUGGUGCAUCUCUGAUUCCGCAGUAUAUGUCCUUCGUGCAGCUUGGUUUGAAGGCAGAUUCACAAUUAGUAAGAUGUUUAGCUUGCAAAACGGUUGCCUGUCUUCUGGAGAAUGUUAAUGAUAAAACCAUCUCGCCUGCACGGCUAAUCAUUGACAGUGACAUAUAUCCUCUUCUACUUGAUUGUCUCAUCAACGGUAAUGAACAAGUGGCAACUGCAUCAACAGAAGCAAUAACAAAGUUAGCCGGCUUUCCAAAAGGCAUGGAGGUAAUCUUCCCAGCAAAUAAUGAUGACAUUACACACCUACGAAAUUUAUCAGCUCGAUGUUCAUCACUGGGACGUGUUCGAGUGUUAUCUUUGGUAGUGAAGUUAUUCUCUGUUUCUCCUGAUGUGGCAUCAGUAGUUUACAAGUCAAAUCUUCUCGGUUUGUUGGAGGCAGAAGUCAGCAAUACAGAUGAUACCCUAGUUACUUUAAGUAUUUUGGAGCUCUUUUAUGAGUUAGCAGUAGUCCAGCAUGGUGUAGAAUUCUUGUCAAGGACUACUAUUAUCCAACUUCUUUCUUCUAUGAUCAGCAACACAAUGACAGAUGUAAUAUUAAGAUCAAGGGCGAUGAUGAUCAGUGGAAGGCUCCUAGCCAAGGAAAACACAUAUGUAUUCAUUGAUGAAUCUUGUGCUAAAACUGUUAUGUCAGCCAUUGAUGGAAGGCUUAGUUUUGAGAGCCAAGAUUUGAAUGAAUGUGAAUGUGCACUUGAAGCAUUGGGCCAAAUUGGAUUGUCGGUCCCAGGAGCAACAUUGCUGCUCUCGAUGUCGCCUUCUCCAGCAAGACAUGUUAUCGAUGCUGCUUUUGAUAGACAAGCACGUGGCAAACAGUUGGCUGCAUUGCAUUCUCUUGGAAACAUCUCAGGUGAAUCUCAGUCCGAGAGCAACAAAGUACUUAAUGCUGAUGCGGAAGAAAAUCUUCGGCGCUUGAUAUAUGAAACGGCAUCCAAGACUUCAAAGCUUACACCAUCAGGUCUUUUCCUAUCAGUCCUUCAACAGGAUUCAGAAAUUCGUUUGGCGGCUUACAGGAUGAUUACUGGGUUGGUGGCUAGGCCAUGGUGCCUGAUGGAGAUUUGCUCAAAACAGGAGAUUGUAAAUAUUAUAACUGAUCCAAUCACUGAAACCACCAAAAUAGGCAUGGAAGCUAGAUAUAAUUGUUGCAAGGCGAUCCAGAAGGCAUUCAUGUCCGCUAGUAAACUCAGCAGCAAUCCGUCUCUCGUUGGAAUUGCUACCAAGUUGCAGGAAGCUGUUAGUAGAGGCCCAUAUCUCACCGGCAAGCAUCGAGAAGCACAACCUGCAGUAAUGACAGCUGAGAGAUUCUAAUUUCCUUAAAAGAGGAUAUUUAAGCAGACAACAUAUAUACUGCUUAGACAAAAUUUCCCAGCCAAUAUUGUGAUAUAACUUGUUUCAUGUGGUUACUCUUAACACUUGGUUCACUGGAAAAUGGAAAUUAUAGGGCCUUAGCAUACAAUUUGGAAAGCAUUUUUGGAUCUCCUUGUGCAUUAACUUGGAAAUAUUGUCUCAUGCGUCAACUGGAACACAAAAUUACAUGUAUAUGGAUAAUAUUGCGGUGGUCGGAAAUAGUAGGGGUCUUCUUUAUUUAGUGUAAACUGCAAAAUUGAACCAGAUCAAAUAAAAGUAGGCAGUUUACUUAA
Molecule: messenger RNA, 2179 nt
Organism: Jatropha curcas
Lineage: Eukaryota; Viridiplantae; Streptophyta; Magnoliopsida; Malpighiales; Euphorbiaceae
Source: RefSeq, a predicted model, not a curated record